CCCAGAAGCCCGCGGGCGGCUUGGAGCGCUGCCCGUAUCAUGGCCGCGGGAGCCGGGACGGCGGGCCCUGCUUCCGGCCCGGGCGUCGUGCGUGACCCAGCGGCGUCACAGCCGAGGAAGCGGCCCGGACGGGAGGGCGGGGACGGCGGGGAGGGCGUGCGGCGGUCGGAUGCAAUGGCGGGAGGAGGCGGGAACAGUGACCGCAGCGGGCGGGCGGCGGGCCGGCGGGCGUCCCGGAGCGGCGGGCGGGCUCGGCGGGGGCGCCACGAGUCGGGGCUGGGGGCCGCGGCAGAGCGAGGCGCGGGGGACGCCCGGCUGGAGGAGGCGGUCAACCGCUGGGUGCUCAAGUUCUACUUCCACGAGGCGCUGCGGGCCUUUCGGGGUAGCCGAUACGGGGACUUCCGACAGAUCCGGGACAUCAUGCAGGCUUUGCUUGUCAGGCCCUUGGGGAAGGAGCAUGCCGUGUCCCGGUUGCUGCGUGUUAUGCAGUGUCUGUCGCGCAUUGAAGAAGGGGAGAAUUUAGACUGUUCCUUUGAUAUGGAGGCUGAGCUCACACCAUUGGAAUCAGCUAUCAAUGUGCUGGAGAUGAUUAAAACGGAGUUUACAUUGACAGACGGAGUAGUGGAAUCCAGUAGAAAACUGGUCAAGGAGGCUGCAGUCAUUAUUUGUAUCAAAAACAAAGAAUUUGAAAAGGCGUCGAAAAUUUUGAAAAAACAUAUGACCAAGGACCCCACAACUCAGAAACUGAGGAACGAUCUCCUGAAUAUUAUCCGAGAAAAGAACUUGGCCCACCCUGUUAUCCAGAACUUUUCCUAUGAGACCUUCCAACAAAAGAUGUUGCGCUUCCUGGAGAGCCACCUGGACGACACUGAGCCCUACCUUCUCACGAUGGCCAAAAAGGCUUUAAGAUCUGAGUCCGCUGCCUCAAGUACAGUGAAAGUAGAUAAACAGCCAGCACCAGAGCCUGUGGAAAAGCCCACCAGAGAGUCUCCAAGGCAGCUGCAGAGUACUCCAACCACCAUUGGGAUUCGGACUCUGAAGGCAGCUUUCAAGGCUUUGUCCAGUGCACAGGAUUCAGAGGCAGCUUUCUCAAAACUGGACCAGAAGGAUCUGGUACUUCCUAAUCAAGCAUCCCCAUCAUCAGUAGCUCUCAAAAACAAGAGACCCAGAAAAGAUGAAAAUGAAAGCUCAGCUCCUGACAGGGAGGGCAGCUCAGAACUGCAGCCCAAAAACAAGCGCAUGACAAUAAGCAGAUUGAUUUUGGAAGAGGACAGCCAGUGUACUGAUCCCAGCACAGGCCUCAACUCCUCCCAGGAGUCCAUUCCAUCGUCACCAUCCAAGCCCACAGCUCUCAGCCACAUGCGACCUGGGGAGAAGAAUCCCAAAGCAUCCGGAGGCAAGUGGAACAGCUCUAAUGGCGUUGAAGAAAAGGAGAGCUGGGCUGGAGAGGACGAACUGUUUGCAGUGGAAGCAGCACCUGAUGAAGACAGUACAACCAGUAUAACAAGGAAGCAGAAGUGGACAGUAGAAGAAAGCGAGUGGAUCAAGGCUGGAGUAGAGAAGUACGGAGAAGGAAACUGGGCUGCCAUUUCUAAAAAUUACCCCUUCGUUAACCGAACAGCUGUAAUGAUUAAGGAUCGCUGGCGGACCAUGAAAAAACUUGGCAUGAACUGAAACAGGCAUUGAUUUCCACAGGAUUUGCAGGAGCGUGGUUCUAACAAUAGUCCCUGGUAGUCUGCUGUAUGUUUCAGAAGCUGAGCUGGAAGGAGAAUUUGGGGACAACCCCCUUCCAAUAUGAUUAGGCCUCCAUCCAACUCAUCACUGUUGGAGAUCAUGGAGCUAAGAGGCAGAGGCAAACGUACCCCAUGUCCUUGGCAGAGAACAGGCACACUGCUUGUACUGUGCCAGAGUAUCACUAGUGUUUCCCUUUAGUGGUUUGCUUACAUUUGAAAUCCCCACUAAUCUGCAGAGCCUUCUCCUAGGAAAAGAUGAAGUCCAAGAGGAGCCACAUAGGAUGCCAUGAUCUGUGAAAACCAGCAAUGUGAGCAUUAUCUGAAAUGAACUUGUUCCAUAUGGAGUUUUGGCCUUGUAAUGCAGACGCGAAGGAACUCUGUCUGUGAUGAGCCCAGGUUAAUGACAGACCAGUCCUCAUGGAAUCAGAUUCCUUUUAAAAACUGUUUCGCCACUCGUGACGUCAACCCUAGGCCUGACUGCCUUGGCAUUUGCUCUAAAUAUGUGCUGAGCAACAUCGGCGGGUUUGUCCUCCACUUGUUGUGGUUGAACCAGUGUGGUUUUUUUUUUUUUUUUUGGUAAAAUGGUGAUUGUACAUAAGCUUAGUUCCCCUACCUGCCCCCUCCUUUCUCAGUUUCUUUCCUUAUGCUGGACUUUAAAAGCUUAAAAAAAAGUCCUGGCUGAAUAUAAAUGCCUAAUUCCA
This is a messenger RNA of Dipodomys spectabilis (banner-tailed kangaroo rat), 2434 nucleotides long. It is a transcript of the gene Terf2, whose product is annotated as telomeric repeat binding factor 2. Bases 40 to 1674 code for a protein of 544 amino acids. Lineage: Eukaryota; Metazoa; Chordata; Mammalia; Rodentia; Heteromyidae. The transcript is spliced from 10 exons. Gene Ontology annotation, molecular function: double-stranded telomeric DNA binding; telomerase activity; protein homodimerization activity. The record is from RefSeq and is a predicted model, not a curated record. Gene Ontology annotation, biological process: protection from non-homologous end joining at telomere; regulation of telomere maintenance via telomerase; negative regulation of telomeric D-loop disassembly. Gene Ontology annotation, cellular component: nucleus; chromosome, telomeric region; shelterin complex.